Messenger RNA from Xenopus tropicalis (tropical clawed frog), 6258 nucleotides. RefSeq names its product listerin E3 ubiquitin protein ligase 1 (gene ltn1). Bases 153 to 5492 code for a protein of 1779 amino acids. The transcript has 30 exons. NCBI's taxonomy places the organism in Eukaryota, Metazoa, Chordata, Amphibia, Anura, Pipidae. Gene Ontology annotation, cellular component: RQC complex; cytosol. Gene Ontology annotation, biological process: proteasome-mediated ubiquitin-dependent protein catabolic process; protein ubiquitination; ribosome-associated ubiquitin-dependent protein catabolic process. The record is from RefSeq and is a predicted model, not a curated record. Gene Ontology annotation, molecular function: zinc ion binding; ubiquitin protein ligase activity.
GUCUAGACAUGGCUUCUGUAUGACACCCGGGGAAAACACGGUGACGUCAUCAGGCAGCUGCUGUGAUUGCCGAUCAUAUCGAUUUUGUCCAGGAGUUCGCUGUGUUUCUGGGCCGGCGAGGUCUCAGAGUUGUAAGAAACGGGGAAGGGAUAAUGGGAGGAAAGAACAAGCAGAGGACGAAGGGGAAUGCGCGGCCCUCAAGCAGUGGAAGGGCAGCAGAGCUUCUGGCCAAGGAAAGUGGGACAAUUCCUGGCUUCAUUGGGUUUGGAUCAUCACAGAGUGACCACAGCUAUGUCCCGGCUGUACAGGGAGCCGAAGAGGUGGACAGCCUCGUCGAUGCAGAUUUUCGCCUGGUGCUGCGCAAGCUUUCCAAAAGGGACGCCAUCACAAAACUAAAAGCUAUGCAGGAGUUUGGCUUCAUGUGCAAGGAGAGAGAAAUGGAAACAGUUAGAGGGGUGCUCCCCUACUGGCCCAGAAUAUAUUGCAAGAUUUCUCUGGAUCUGGACCGGCGGGUCAGAGAAGCCACCCAGCAGGCAUUUGAGCAACUUAUCCUGAAAGUGAAGAAAUAUUUGGCUCCUCAUCUGAAAAGCCUAAUGGGGUUUUGGCUUAUUGCUCAGUGUGACACCUAUUCACCCGCUGCGAGUUCUGCCAGAGUUGCUUUUGAAGCUGCUUUCCCAGCGCACAAACAACCCGAAGCUUUGGCAUUUUGCAAGGAGGAAAUAAUGAACGUCCUUCUUGAUCAUCUGCUGAAAGAAACACCAGAUACUUUAAGCGAUACACAGGCUGUGCCAAUCGAAGAUCGGGAAUCCAAGUACUUCCGGGUUGUCACCUGCUCCUUAUUGGCUUUGAAGAGGUUGCUUUGCAUGUUGCCAAGAAGUGAGAACAGUUCUCUGCAGGAGAGGCUUGCUCACCUUCUGUCUCAGAGCAAAUUCUGGAAGUACAGCAAGCACAGCACAUCAAGUAUUCGCUCAGCUUUCUUUGAGCUGAUGUCUGCUCUAUGCCAGUGCUCACCUGAUGUUUUACGUGCAGAAGCCUCCAGGCUGUGUCCGGCCGUACUCCUGAGUAUUGAUGACAGUGAUGCUGUGGUGUGCCCAGCUCUCUGGGAAGCAGUCCUUUAUACCAUUACUACUAUUGAGGAUUGUUGGGAGCACGUGAAUGCACAGAAAGGGGUUUUGCCCAAGCUCUGGAGUGUUCUGAGAGAAGGUGGCCGCGGCUUGGCUACCGUCAUUUUCCCCAAUUUGCUGCCAUUCAUUAGCCGUGUGCCCACCAAUAUCAUAAAAACACCAACAGACUUUUACAGCAAUUUCUUUAACUCUUUAGGCCAAGGCCUGUCUAGUGAACGAGCAGUUGCCAGCCCUGCAGAAUGUUCUGCCAUUAUAUCUGCCUACAUGGAAUGCUUGCGAUUUGCCAUGCAGGAAAAUGCUGGAGAAGAAGAGGAGAAUAAAAAAGUUCAGCAAAUUCUCAUCUCUGACCAAUUAAUGCCACUUAUUGACUCCUCUUUAAAAGACCCCAAACUUCAGAACAGCCCGCUCUUCAGCCAAGUUGAAGAAACCCUCUAUUCCUGGGAAAAGAAAGCAGAAAGUCAAGGUUUGGAUGAUAAACUUUCCAGGAUACAUGCCACUUUAUUGCGUGAAUUUUGGGAGAAUCUAGCACAUAUAUGUGUCUCUCAUGUGGAUGUGAUUGAAGCAGGAGAGAAGAAUUUAGCCGGUGUGUCUGGACUUCUUCAAGUGCUACAGAAUCCCAACUGUUUGCUAAAAGUGAACAAAAAGAAGAAAGCCAAAAUACGAUUUAAAGGAGAAGAUGAUGAUGAAAGUGAUGCUGUCUCUCAUGUUUCAGAAUCACAACCGAUGUCUAAAUUCAUUAUGGAGACAUGUAGUUCUAGCGGCAGGGAUCCUGGUAUUGCUCAGUUAAGACAGGAGCGCCUCGAGGAUCUGGUGUGCAAGCUGGCUGAACUGAGUAUGGUCUACAUUAGCGAGCAAAGGUCACAACAGCACCUGAUGUUCUUAGCUGCUCUGCUGAGCACAUUUCCAUCCAUAAGAGUGUUUCAGGUGCUUCUACAGCAGAGCAGUGAGGAAGAUCCCAAGAAUUUAAAUUCUCCUGACCAUGACGUUACACCCAGGCACAAAAACCCAGCAGUCCAGUUCCUGUAUGCAAAACUCAUUUUCUGGUUCAAUGAUAAAAGCCUUGAAGAGUCCGACUUCUUGGUGGACAUCUUAUACAGUGUUCUAUUUUGCUGUACGGAUUCUUCUGAACGGAAACAUCUCUUGGAUGACAUGACUAAGAUGAACUUCAAAUGGAGUGUUUUCCUUUACAUCAUUCAAAAGGCUUGCACAGACCCCGAGAAGUACUCUCUUGCAAGUGAUUGGCUGAAAGGGGAGGUUCUGGGAGAGAGACUGAUCUGUUUAGCAAAUGACUUGUGUACCAGUGGAUUGAUGGAUAAAGCAACCCCCAGUGAGGCUUACUGCUCGAAGAAGUGGGCUCUCUUGAGCCUGGUGUUAUCAGAGCAUGUUCACAAUGAAUAUCUGAUUGCGGAUGCCUAUGUUGAAAAGAUCAUCAAUAAACUCCAUUCAGCUCUGAUGAAGGCCCGGAACCUUUCCAAAGCCGGCCAUCUUGAGCAGUCUGUGUCGUUCAUUUGUGAUGUCGGCUCAAACUUCUUCAGCUCCAUAAAGGGAUGUUUGCAGAUGCCUUCCGCUGAGGAUUUGCUUCUCACCAUCUUCCAACUCUGUGCUCAGGCCUCAGAUACAAGCCACAUGUCAGAAUCACUGCUGCUUAAGCUGAAGAAUACUUGGCUGGCUGGGUUACAUUCCCUUGUUUGCCAGUAUAAGAACAUGCCGCAGGGUAGCAAUUUCUUGAAACAAUCUGCACAAUGGGUCAAGGAUCAGAUUCAAACAUCACACCUUAAUGUGAAAAGCCUCCAGUCCUUAAUAUGUACAGUGGAUGACUUGUAUAGCACAAUCCUGGACUCAAGCCUUUCAGGGUUCAGCCUUCUGGCAGAGCAUACAGCUUCCAUGAUGCCAAGUGCAGAGACGUGGCAGAAGAUGCGGCAUGCCCUGUCUUCUCAGUGGUUAAGCAAGCCGCUCUUGGAAGGUCGAUUAAGCAUGAAUACGGAAACAUCUGGGACAGAUCUUAAAUCAUUCCCCAAAACUUGGCUUCCCAGCCAUCUCUGCACUGCCUCACUAUUGAGCAAAAUGGCCCUUCGAUUGCUGGAGAAGGAGAAAUCACUUAAAGAGGAGGAAAUCGGAGUGAAAAUAAACAUAACCGUUGCAGAAAUGCUGUAUUCCUUGCAGUGGUGUGAGGAGCUGGAGAAGCCACCCACACUCAUUGGGGAGUGCUGUGAAAUGCUUUGCUCACUGGGUGUCUCCCAUGAGAAAGUAAUGGACCUCAGUGUACAUCUUCCUGGACUCCUGGAACUCCUGUAUAACAGGUCUAAGGAAGAUGGCUCCCUUUGGUCCUUAACCGCUAACAGAUUUAUCCAUAAGAGAGGCGCUGGGCCCAGUGAACUACUGCCAUUGACUGAAGACACAGAAAAAUAUUUCCCUGUGACACUGGGCAGCUUGCACACCAUUCAAAGCCUGUCUGCCUUUAUGUGUCCGGAGUUAAAAGAAGAGCUUGUUAUCCAGUGCACUGCCCGACUCAUGACAUGCUCUGCCUCGGCUGUGUCCUGCACAGAUGGAGGAUUUGGGUACCUUGCAAUAAUCAACUCCUGCUUGGGAUCCGAUUCAGAUCUGUGCCAGGAAAUCUUACCUGGAGUUCUUAAAGUAAUGUUAUCAUGGAAAGAUGACCAGGAGGAUAUAUUUCUCUUUAGCAGUAAUGUGCAGGACUCCAGCCAGAGCCUGAUUGGCCUCAAUGUGGAAAUGAUCCGGUUCCUUUCUAUUCUUCUAAAAUAUUUGGCGUCUUCUGUGUCAUCUUUGGUGGACGUUGACUGGGACUUUAUAAUGUGUUCCAUGCUGGCUUGGCUCGAGAGCGCAUGUGAAAGCUCCGCUGCUUAUCAUAUUCCUCUUGUCCGACUGUUUGCCUGCGCAAGCUGUGACUUGGCCACAGAAAUUUCUCACUAUUUUGAGUCUGUUGCCACAAGCACUACGAUGAGUCUUCCUGCCAACCUUAUGUCUGAGUGGAAGGAGUUCUUCUCCGAAGGAAUUUACAGCUUAAUGUUGCCUAUGUUGGUGAGAAUAGCAGAAGAGUACAAGGCUUCGGAGACUUCCCAUAUGAGCCACGUGCUGAAGUCACUGGGUAGGACGCUCGGUUACAUUUCAAAGGAGCAGCUGCUGAACCACAAGCUCCCAGCCAAGUUUGUCGCUGGACAGAAGACCAACCUUACUGACAGCCUGCAAAGCUUGCUAAAUACUCUGGCUCCCCUCCUGCUUUAUAGAGAGAGAUCCGUGCAAAUCACUGUUUAUCAUCUGCUGGAUAAAAUAAUGGCAGACUUGCCUGGGUUUGAUGAUGAAGAUCUCAAAUCUUAUGGGGAUGAAGAUGAAGAACCUGCUUUGUCUCCACCCGCUGCACUGAUGUCUGUACUAGCAAUCCAAGAAGAUUUAGUAGAAAGUAUCCUUAAAGAGAUACCUGUAGGCGAGUUUGCUGUUAUUGAGCCUUUAAAGGAGGAGUUCUGCUUUGUUCUCGGAUAUCUCCUGACUUGGAAGCUAAUACUCACUUUCUUUAAAGCUGCAUCAUCCCAACUGCGGGCGCUGUACUCUCAGUAUCUGAGGAAAACCAAGAGUUUGAACAAGCUGCUGUACAACCUGUUCAAGUUAAUGCCCCACAACCCAGUCCUGCCCGGGCAAGCCAGUGAUAUGCCCAGUAAGGAGCCCAAGACUUUCUUUACAGAGGAGCUUCAGCUGGCAGUAAAGGGGACUGCCACAGUGCAGCAGGAGGUCCCGCACUUGGCUUGCUGCGUUUAUCACAUGACAUUAAAGGAUCUGCCAGCCAUGGUUAGGCUGUGGUGGAAUGGCUGCGAGAAGAGGAUUUUUAAUGUGGUGGACAGAUUCACCACCAAGUACGUUAGCAGCGUGCUGUCCUCCCAGGAAAUCUCCUCCGUCCAGUUGAGCACGCAGGUCUUUGAUGGCAUGACCGUGAAGGCACGCUCAACUACCCGGGAAGUGAUAGCCACCUACUCCGUGGACGACAUCUGCAUAGAGCUGAUCAUACAGCUGCCCCAGAAUUACCCCCUGGGUUCCAUCACUGUAGAAAGUGGCCGGCGGGUAGGGGUGGCUGUGCAGCAGUGGCGGAAUUGGAUGCUUCAGCUGAACACUUACCUCACCCACCAGAAUGGAAGCAUAAUGGAAGGCUUGGCCCUGUGGAAGAACAACGUUGACAAGCGCUUUGAGGGAGUUGAAGACUGUAUGAUUUGCUUCUCCGUUAUACAUGGUUCAAACUACUCCUUACCGAAAAAAGCCUGCCGGACCUGCAAGAAGAAAUUCCAUUCUGAAUGCUUGUAUAAAUGGUUUACUUCAAGCAACAAGUCGACGUGCCCUCUCUGCAGAGAGACCUUUUUCUGAGACCUUGGAAUGAAUGGACGAGAAGCAGACGCCCCAUGGAAAAGCUUUUCCUCAAUGCUGUUGUGUCAAGGCGCCCCUAUGGACUUCUUUCCUGAUAAUCUCCAAUUCUGUAUCUAAUGGAUUCUCUGUAAUGAGAUCCUUGUCCAUCUCGCGAAAUGGGGAUGUUGCCAUUAUGUCCUGUUGGAUAUUGAUAUGUGCAAUAGCCUUAGUCCAAGCCAUUUCUGCCUUCUGCAAGUGAAUCCAACUGGCAGACAUCUUUUUCUUGCACUGCUGGACAAAGCGCAAUGGGCCUGUAGUAGAGCAGUGACUGGCAUAGUUAACUAUAGGGCACCUAAGGCCAGGAGUACUCUGGUGAAAAUGUCGUCCAGCACAGCUACAGUCCGUGUGGUUCAUACAAAGCUCUGGGACAUUGGUUGCUAUGGCUACACACACAUAGCUACUUAUGGUAUCCAUGCACAGCAUUGUUAACUGCUUUGGUAGCACAUUGGGCCCCAGCCUAUGGUUGGUUCCCAUCAGAGGUGUUUUCACUUUAGCUUUCCCAUUGCUUCCUGCUUCACUCCCUCUGCCGUGAAUAAGCUAAGAGAGAGAGAGUGUUAGAAAAUAAUUAUAAAAGAAUCUAUUUUUAAUCCAACCAUCAUGAAAAAAAAUCUGUAAUAUAUAUAUUUGUAUUCCUAAUUUUAUCUAAGUGGUUCGCUGUGUCACUGCAAUAUUGUUUAUUUGAUCUUAUCCAGAAAUGCCGGAAUUAAAAAGAUUGGUAAAUGAUGAA